Falco peregrinus (peregrine falcon) is the source of this 3458-nucleotide messenger RNA. Its product is annotated as zinc finger and BTB domain-containing protein 8A-like. Gene Ontology annotation, molecular function: protein binding; RNA polymerase II cis-regulatory region sequence-specific DNA binding; DNA-binding transcription factor activity, RNA polymerase II-specific. The record is from RefSeq and is a predicted model, not a curated record. Gene Ontology annotation, biological process: regulation of transcription by RNA polymerase II. NCBI's taxonomy places the organism in Eukaryota, Metazoa, Chordata, Aves, Falconiformes, Falconidae. The transcript is spliced from 4 exons. The coding region runs from base 1942 to 3399 and encodes 485 amino acids.
GCUAAUAGCACUAUCUUCAGCCCCGUUUAUUAUUUACGUGGACCUUGGUUUAGCUGAAAAAUGCCUGACCUACCAACUGGCUCCAGCUGAGCCAAUGACUGUGCCCAGACCCCAGGAUCCCCCUCUAGCAAUCAGCAUCUGUCAGCACAACAACAGUGCUAGGUAGUUGAAUGUUUAUCUAAAACCUUAACUGCUGGGGGCUAGUGGAGUUGAGAUUUGCAUUGAGGAUUACAGCUAAACUUGUUUAGUUGGAUUUAUCCUAGAAAAAGGCUUUUUAAAAUUAUAUUUUAAUCGAAGCUUUGAGGCUAAAGAUAGUGCCAGUCAGACUGGAAUAAGCACGUGUGUUUAGAGUUUUAUUUAAUGCAUUUACAAAUUCGUAAGGAACUACUUCAGUGGACUGCUGAGGCCAGUAUCUAUGUAAUCUGGUCAAGCUGGCAGUGGGGACUUCUAACCAUUUGCAAGACAGAGAAAUGUAAAAUAUAAUCCAGAGAGUCCAAAUAAUUAAUUCUGUAUUUUAUUGUUUCUACAUUAAUAAGUACAGUAGAAUUGUAUGAGUAGUUGAGUGUUCUAGUACAGACAUUCCAACACUUGCUUCUUAAUUUUUCUGGAACAUUGGUGAAAGUCAGAAAUCAAUUUAAAGGUUGCUGUUAAUUGGAAGACAACGUGUAUGAGAAUGAAGUAGCAGAGGAAAAAUUCUCUAAUUCUGCCCAAAAGGUUGAGUUUUGAAGAAAAGGAUCUUAAAAUCAUCCAGCCUGUGCCUCCAGACUUUCAGUGUAAUUUUCCCAUUAGGUAUAAAUCUAUACCAACAGUCUGUAUGUCUGUUGAGUGACGGCUAUAAUAAUGAUGGCUGAUAAGCCACUAAGCUAAGCUUAUAAUGCCAUUUAGUUAAGUAUUUUCUAUACUGUUCAAGUUAAAACAACCUCCCACACUGGAGUUAGCAUAACCAUUCAUCAUAUUUAACUCUUGAAAUGCACCAAGGCAUCUUUUUUGGUACAUCCAGAAUUUUAAACAGUAGCAGCGCAGAACAAAGAACUUUAAGGAAAAACUGGGAGGAGUGGACAGAAAAAAAUUCUGUAUCUUGGCUUAGCUAUUGUACUAAAUUAAAUACUAAUGAAGUUCUCUGCCACGCUCCAACUUCACACUUUUUACUGUGCAAGUGGGAACUCUGCUUUUACCAUGUUCUGAGCCUGCUUUGAGGAAAGGCCUGUAGCAGAUGACUUGCUGAGGUCCCUUCUCAAAAUUAUUCAAUGAUUUCAAGGAACAAGACUGAAAGUGGCUCAUCUUCUAACAGGCACAGGAUUGAAAGUGUCUUGUCUUCCAACGGGCAUCCCACUUUGAUUUUCAACACAGAAGGGAAAAGAAGGACAAUCUGUGGCAUUGCACUCCUACUUGCAGUACUUUGGUUUAGGAUUAUCUCCAUUGCCAGAAUACAAAACUUACUGGCUAUACAAAUGCUGCUAUAUUGAGUAAUGUAAUAGAUCCUAUGGCACAGAACUAGAGAUAUUUCCCAUUCAGGUGGCACCUUCCUACCACAUACAAAGAUCCCCAGACUGGCCUUUUAACAGUAACAACGCAUUGUCCGCGGUGAGGCAGUGGGCCUCCCGGGCAGCAUGUGGGUGUGGGAAGAGGCGAGCGGCCCCGGCUGCAGGGCGAUCCGGCAGAGGAAGCCGCUGGGCUGCGCCUGCAAUCGGUGCGUUGCCCCUUUAAUUGUGUCCCCAGCCCUCGGGCGUCUCUGUCCAACGCCCACGUCAGCAAAUACCUUUUGUUUCUCUCACGUUCGGGCUUCCAGGGCUCGGGGCUGCGGGACCAGCGCGUCACCUCCAGCCACGGCGAGCCCCGACGCGGGGCCGGGGACCCCGCAUCCACCGCCCGCUCCCCUCGGCUCAGCGACACCCGCCCCAGGACCAGCCGAGCACGCCUUCCUCUGCCUCCCUGACUGGAAUGGAGAUUUCUUCCCAUCAGUUCCACCUCCUAGAGCAGCUGAACGAACAGCGUAAGCAAGACUUGUUCUGCGACUGCAAUAUCCUGGUGGAGGGCAAGGUCUUCAAAGCACAUCGCAAUGUGCUGUUUGCCAGCAGCGGCUAUUUCAAAAUGCUCCUCUCGCAGAGCUCGAAGGAGACGAGUCAGCCAACAAUAGCGACAUUUGAGGUCUUCUCUCCAGAGACAUUUAUGGUCAUCCUGGACUUCGUGUAUUCAGGCAUAUUGUCUUUAACUGGCCAGAAUGUGAUCGAAGUAAUGUCAGCUGCUAGCUAUCUGCAGAUGACAGACAUUCUUAAUGUCUGUAAGACAUUCAUUAAGUCCUCGCUGGAUAUUAAUGAAAAGGAAAAGGAUCAUUACCUCAGCCUUUCGGCCAAAAGUACAAACAGUGAACCUGCCCACCCGUCUCUUUAUCGGUCAAGAAGGAAAGCAAAGAGCAACCCCAAGCGUUCCUAUUCGAUCCCGGAUGAAAAGGCUAAUACGGUGAAUGAAAACUCCUGGAGUAGCUACAGCAGCUACCUGUCCUCACAGGUGAUUCUGCAGCGGGCAGAAACACAGCUAGCAAAAAGAGGCAGAAAACAGGGCUCGGCAAGAAAGCGCCGAAAACACCUAGGGCUGUCACAGACCCGCGAUUUUGCGCAGUAUAAAUCAAACAAAGUUGAGCGGGCCAGCGGAGGUUGCAGUGCCUCAGAUUCCAGCCACAUCUCUCGGGUUAGAGAGGAGGUUGAAUUUGAUGCCGAGAAUGAUGUCGAUCAUGAUGAUUACGGAUAUAAUCAUGAAUCAGAAGUGAUACCGAAGAGGUGGUCUGUGGCUCAGCUAGAACAAGAACUUUCAAGAACUCCCGAGUUCAUGGAAUUAAAGGCAGAAGAACUGUACACCUCAAUGCCUACAAUUUUAGGUGUAAUGAGUAGUUGGAAUGAAGAUGACCUACCUCGGAUGCGGUUCAAAUGCCCCUUCUGCACACACACGGUGAAACGACGCGCAGACCUCAAGCGUCAUCUUCGGUGUCACACAGGGGAGCGACCAUACCCCUGCGAAGCAUGUGGGAAAAGGUUCACCCGGCUGGAGCAUUUACGUAACCACUUCCAAACGAUACAUCAAGCUGGCAAACUGAUCUGCAGAAAAUGCAAGCGUCACGUAACUGAACUAACAGGAUGUGUUGUUCAGCAAGGAACAAGACGCUACAGACUGUGCCAUAAAUGUCUAGCAGAAACUAAUUUUGACAGCAUCCCUGAUGAUUUAGAUGGAGGACAUUCUCCUGUCUCCUCCACGGGAAACAAACGUCCCAAAUGGGCUUUGGAGGAGGAACAGAAAUCAGAUGAAGAGACAUUGGAGGAGGAACCGUAUAACUUGGUUGUCCGACACGUUAAUGAUGAUACUCCAGAUGAGGUAGAUGAAAAGGUGAAACCAAAUCUUAGGUAGAUACAUUUGUGUAUUUGUUACUGUUGUAUUCAAGAUUAAAUUACUUGUGUCCAACUAAA